AUGGCGGUUGGCGCAAGGAGCUCGCAGAUGCGGGGCAUCGCGCUCCUUGUCGUGCUGCUGUCGGUGGGCCUCAUGGUGUACACAGUAUGGCUCGUUGGGAAGCCGCUCUUCUGGCGCAUCUACGCCGACAUGACGCACAAGCCGUCGGCGGUGGCGCUGCGCUCCAAUGCAUUCACUGAUGACGAUGCAGGCGCCUUGGUAGAGGUCAAGCAUUUAGGAGGGGACAAGGAUGCAGACGAUGAAGAGGACGGCUCCAAGAAGGACAGGAAGCGGAAGAAAAGGCAGAAGCACAAGCAUGAGGAAGAGGAGCAUGACGACGACAAAGCAGACAAGAAGGGCAAGAGAAAGGAGAAGGACAGGGAGAAGGACAAGGAGAAGGGCGAACAAGAGGAGGACAAGCGCGAGGAGAAGAAGGGCAAGGCCGAGGCGGACGAGGGCAGCAAGCCCUCAAAGGCUGACGACGUGCGGCGGCAGCAGCGGCGCAGCCACGCGCGGCGCAUGACGCAACUGGUGCAGUGGUAG
Messenger RNA from Monoraphidium neglectum, 522 nucleotides. RefSeq lists its product as hypothetical. The transcript is spliced from 2 exons. The record is from RefSeq and is a predicted model, not a curated record. Bases 1 to 522 code for a protein of 173 amino acids. Lineage: Eukaryota; Viridiplantae; Chlorophyta; Chlorophyceae; Sphaeropleales; Selenastraceae.